AACUCCUUGUUCAAGGAUAAUGGCUGCCGAUGACUGUGGAGCGAUAAUAAUUAAGAGAGAGCUUGAAUCUGUUGGGGAUGAAGUGAUUUUUGAAACAAAUAUCAUGAAAUGUGAAACAGGUGAAAAUGAAAUGGUCGGUGAAACUGGAAAAUAUGAUAUGUUUGGUAGAGAAAUUGUUACCCAUAACUUCGAAGAAAAACAUAUAGAUCAGAUUAAAUGUGAAAGUGUCAUUGAUGUUGACUAUGAACCCAAAUCAGAAAAAUGUAUAGAAGAAAUAAGUGAAGGCCCUCACAAUAAGUUCGUUGAUAUACAGGGUGAAGAUAUGAUUCAUGAUUCAAAACCCACCACAGAUUCUGGGAACAUCUUUGUUAAAAUAGAGGAUGAAACAGUCAUCGAGAAGAAAGAAGAGAGCUUCAAUGAAAAGAAGUCAUCAGCGUUAGGUCAAAAGGAGUUUGACACUGCUAACGAUCCUAAUGUGAAACCGUAUCAGUGCAAAAUCUGCUCGAAAUCAUUCAUUUCGAAAAGUCAUUUGAAAAUACAUAAAAAAACUCAUACAGGGGAGAAAUCAUUCCAAUGUAAAAUAUGUCUAAAGUCAUUUGUUGGAAGAGGUAAUUUGAAAGCCCACGAAAAAAUUCAUACUGGUGAAAAACCAUUUCAGUGCAAAAUCUGCCUGAAGUCAUUUAAUCAAAAUAGUAAUUUGAAAACACAUGCAGAAACUCAUACUGGAAAAAAAUCAUUUCAGUGUAAAAUCUGCUGGAAGUCAUUUUUUCAGAGUGUUAAUUUGAAAUCUCAUGAAAGAACCCAUACUGCUGAAAAGUCAUUUCAGUGUAAAAUCUGCUUGAAGUCUUAUAUUCAUAGUACUAAUUUGAAAAACCAUGAAAGAACUCAUACUGGGAUUAAAUCAUUUCAGUGUAAAAUCUGCUCAAAGUCAUUUUUUCAGAGUGUUAAUUUGCAAUCUCAUGAAAGAACCCAUACUGGUGAAAAGCCAUUUCAGUGUAAAAUCUGCUUGAAGUCUUUUACUCAUAUUAGUAAUUUGAAAACACAUGAAAUAACUCAUACUGGAAAAAAAUCAUUUCCAUGUAAAAUCUGCUCAAAGUCAUUUUUUCACAGUGCUAAUUUGAAAUCGCAUGUAAGAACCCAUACUGGUGAAAAGCCAUUUCAGUGUACGAUCUGCCUGAAGUCAUUUAUUCGAAAUAGUAAUUUGAAAACACAUGAAAAAACUCAUACUGGGGAAAAACCAUUCCAGUGUAGAAUCUGCUUAAAGGCUUUUACACAGAGUAGUAAUUUGAAAAUCCAUUAAAAAAUUCAUACUGGGAAAAAACCAUUUUAGUGUAAAAUCUGCCUGAAGUCAUUGUGCUAAUUUGAAAUCGCAUGAAAUAACCCAAUUAGUUUUGAAACAACUACUUUUAUCAACAUUGAACUAUA
This is a messenger RNA of Leptinotarsa decemlineata (Colorado potato beetle), 1425 nucleotides long. RefSeq lists its product as uncharacterized. Gene Ontology annotation, cellular component: nucleus. The record is from RefSeq and is a predicted model, not a curated record. Lineage: Eukaryota; Metazoa; Arthropoda; Insecta; Coleoptera; Chrysomelidae. Gene Ontology annotation, molecular function: DNA-binding transcription factor activity, RNA polymerase II-specific; RNA polymerase II cis-regulatory region sequence-specific DNA binding. Gene Ontology annotation, biological process: regulation of transcription by RNA polymerase II.